Messenger RNA from Onychostoma macrolepis, 1416 nucleotides. RefSeq lists its product as uncharacterized. Lineage: Eukaryota; Metazoa; Chordata; Actinopteri; Cypriniformes; Cyprinidae. The record is from RefSeq and is a predicted model, not a curated record. Bases 1 to 1416 code for a protein of 471 amino acids. The transcript is spliced from 5 exons.
AUGAAAGCGGGCUCAGAACCAGAAGGUGUUGAGGGGGAUACCGAGAGGGCUUUUUGUGACCUUUGCAAAACGUCCUUCUCAAUCGGACAUGGAGGGGAAUAUGAUGUCAAACGACACAGACUCACGGAGACUCACAAGAAACGUGUCCAACAGAAAGAGACAUCCAAAUCUAUGGAUGCUUUUCUCCGACCUAAAAACGACUUUCUUGCUGACAAAGUGACUGCUGCAGAGGUGACGAGUGUGUAUCACACUGUCCAACACGCUACAUCAUAUCGAGCAGGAGAUUGUGGCACAAAGCUAGCCCCAACGAUUUAUCCGGACUCGGACAUUGCCAAGAGGAUGGCCUGUGCCCACACGCCAUUCUUCUCAGUGGCUUCAGAUGCCUCCAAUCAUGGGACCACCAAGCUCUUCCCACUGUCAGUGAGAUACUGGACGCCAGACUUGGGAGUACAGACAAAGGUCCUUGAUUUCUAUGAUGACAGUGAUGAAACAUCUGCUGCGAUCCACAACCAGAUAGUCACCAAGCUGGAGGAAAAUGGACUGGGACUAGACAUGAUAUCUGCGCAAACUGUGUGGCCCACAUCGUUCACAACAGUGCAAAACACGCAGAAAAAAAUCGACAUUGAAAAUGUCGUCAACAAGACCUUUAGCCACUUCUCCUCAUCUGCCAAACGCAUUGAGGAACUUAAGUCAAUUCACACCUUUGUGGAGAUAGAGUACCAGUCCCUGCUUAGACAUGUGCCCACAAGAUGGCUGAGCUUGUGGCCUGCAGUGAAGAGGCUUCACGACAGCUGGGCUCCUAUCAAGACCUACUUUCUCUCAUUGGGAGAGGACCAGUGCCCAAAGUCACUAUGGCAGCUGUUCAAGGAUGACCAGGAUGGUGAGGGCAACCCCCUUGAUCUACAGGUUUACCUGUCCUUCCUCAGCAAUGCGCUGAAGAUUUUCCACAACACUGUGCUGGUGCUGGAGCGAGAAGAUGGGACUGUCUGUGAGCUCUACGAUAUGAUGUUCACCCUAAAAACCAAGCUACAGCAACGACAGAGUGAUGGUUUCUUUGGGGCCCAGACGGGUGUACUCCUCCAGCAGUUUCCAGACAGACAGGCAGCUGUGCUCAGAGAGGACAUGUGCAACUUCUACCAGUCCUCUCUCACCUACCUGGAGCAGCGCUAUGACUUCUCAGACUCCAACUACCAGAAGAAAGUGGCUAGCCUGGCACUAAAGAAGAGCCCAUUCAACUUCUCCCAUCUCUGUGAAGCUGUAGAGGUCCUGCAGCUAAGCAAGAAGUUGGACAUGGAUGCGCUAUAUGAUGAGUAUUGUGUCGUUCUGCCACACCAACAGGCCAUCGUGCAGACUGGAGCUACAGUCGUGGAGAAGUGGGCCACCUUACUCAAGCACACACACACACACCAAACAUGA